Arachis ipaensis is the source of this 4206-nucleotide messenger RNA. RefSeq lists its product as uncharacterized. The record is from RefSeq and is a predicted model, not a curated record. Gene Ontology annotation, biological process: protein phosphorylation. Gene Ontology annotation, molecular function: protein kinase activity; protein binding; ATP binding. Lineage: Eukaryota; Viridiplantae; Streptophyta; Magnoliopsida; Fabales; Fabaceae.
AUAUCUACAUUCUUGAUUAAGCUUGAGCAAGUAGAGUGUAACUAUAUUUUGGAUUUAGUGAAUAAGUUCUCUGGAAAACUACAAAUUUUAAUUUUUUUUAAAGCAUUUAUUAUAUAAGAACUAUAACAUGUUUUCAAAAUAAAUAAUUUUAACUAGAACCCCUAGGACAUUUGCAAGCAAAACUCAUAUUUUUUAUGAAUACAUUCAAUGCACUUAUUAAAUGUGGUUCGGAAAUAUAUAUAAAGUUAGAAUAGAAUGGUUUUUUUUUUUUUAAUUUUAAAUACAACUUUACUGCAUAAAAUCUUGAUUCAGCUGGAACUUACUACCAAUGGUAUCUCACUAUUCCCCACCAUGAUGAUGUCAGAUGAGAUAAUAUUCUCAUUCACUUUACUAAUUGCUUUAACUCAUCCAAGUCAAUCUUAAACUACACCACUCUAGGGAGAUAACAUUCUCACUAAUUGCUUGGUUUUCCUUUCUAGCAAGAACAAGGCAGCUUAUUAUGUUCUUCUUGUAAGUUAACUAGUUGUGUUGACCUUGUUACCUUGUCUCUAUGAGUGUCAUCACACUCCUCUUGUUGAUUCUUUGCUUCUUUGCCUUAUUAUUACCUUCUGCUUCUGCUCUUGUCUCUGAUGGGAUAACUCUGCUGUCAUUGUUGUCACACUGGACCUUUGUUCCUCCCAUUAUCAACUCCACCUGGAAUCCAUCUGAUUCCAUUCCAUGCUCAUGGGUUGGAGUCCAGUGUAACCAUGAGCACAAUGUGCUCUCCCUUAACCUCACUAACCAUGGGAUUCUUGGUCAACUUGGACCCAAGAUAAGACAAUUGCAACACUUGCAGGCUCUUGUGUUGGCCAAUAAUGGUUUCUCAGGAAAGGUACCUUCAGAGCUAAGUAAUUGUAGUUUGCUUCAGCUCUUAGACCUUUCUAAUAACAGCUUUAGCGGACAGAUACCAUAUAGCUUCAAGAAGUUGCAAAAUCUGCAGUAUAUGAGCUUGUCAUUCAAUCUGUUGAGUGGUGAGAUUCCAGAUUCCUUGUUUCAGAUUCCUCAACUGCAAGAAGUGAACCUUCACUCUAACCAUCUCAGUGGUCCUAUCCCAACCAGCAUAGGCAACUUGACUGAGCUGUUGAGGUUGGAUCUACAUGGUAAUAAGUUAACAGGUACUAUUCCUUCAUCCAUUGGUAAUUGCAUGAAAUUAGAGGAUUUGGUUUUGAAUGAGAACAAACUCGAAGGAGAACUACCAUUGGUGAUGGUUAAUCUCAAGCAUCUGAAAAAUAUCUCACUGUUUGACAAUCAGUUAUCUGGAUUCAUACCUCAAAGCUUGGGAAUCAAUAGCAGCCUAGUGAAGCUGGACCUUACAAUGAAUGAUUUCACUGGUAAUAUCCCCCCCAAUCUCUGCCUUGGAAAACAAUUACGUGUGCUGAACAUGGGAUCUAAUAAACUUCAAGGUAGCAUACCUUCUGAGGUAGGAAGAUGUGAAACUCUAAGCAUGUUAAUUCUCAGUGACAACCAUUUAACCGGCUCUCUUCCGGAGUUCGCGAGUAACCUGAACCUCAAGAUUAUGGACAUGAGCAGGAACAGAAUUGGUGGAACUAUACCAUCAAGUUUGGAGAAGUGCACUAAUCUUAUAGAAAUAAAUUUGUCAAUGAACAAAUUUACUGGCCUCAUACCAUCACAGCUUGGAAAGCUUCUGAAUAUUGAGGUUUUGAAUCUUGCACAUAACAGCUUGGAAGGUGCUUUGCCAAAUCAGCUGUCAAAUUGUACUAAAAUGGAUAGUUUUGAUGUUGGAUUCAAUUCCCUCAAUGGAUCAUUCCCAUCAAGUUUGCGGAGUUGGACGGGUUUAACAACAUUGAUUUUAAGAGAGAAUCGUUUUACAGGGGGUAUCCCAACUUUUCUUUCAGAAUUUAACAAGCUCCAUGAUUUACAGCUUGGUGGAAAUUUGUUUGGAGGAAAAAUUCCUCCAUCAUUAGGAAAGUUGAAGAAUCUGAUCGAUGGAUUGAAUCUGAGUGCUAAUGGAUUGACAGGUGAAAUUCCCUUUGAAAUUGGGAAGCUAAAUGUACUGUCUAGUCUGGAUUUAUCCUCAAACAAUUUGACAGGAAGCAUGGAUGUUCUUGGUGAACUUUCGUUGAACAACUUGAAUGUUUCAUACAAUUUCUUGCAUGGUCCUGUACCAGAAACUCUGAUGAAUUUCUUAAAUUCCUCGCCGUCUUCAUUCUUGGGCAAUCCCUAUCUCUGUGUCAGUUUUUCAGCUUCUCAUAGCUCAAAUCGCACCAAAGCUAGUUACUUGAAGCCAUGUGUCUACAAAUCAAAUUAUCAUUUAGGUAUCAGUAUAAGUGCAAUAGUGAUGAUAGAACUUGGUUCCACAAUAUUGGUUUCUGGCAUACUGAUAGCACUAGUUGUUCGCCGGCUAAAUGCCUCUGAUUCAAUGCUUUCACAUGUUGAAAAUAAAAAGGAAGAUAUUAACUUGGGUUUACCCUUUUAUGGUGGCAUGGUGAAGGAUGAUAUUAUCAAAGUAGAUGAUGGUUGUAUUGUUGGCAGAGGAGCCCAUGCAAUAGUUUAUAAAGUCCAGCAUAAUGGUCUAGCUCUUGCUGUAAAGAAAAUUGUAUUUAGAGGACAGGACAACAAGCGCUUAGAAAUCAUGAAAAGAGAAGUCGAAACCCUCUAUAUGAUUAAGCACAUAAAUUUGGUAAGUAUCCUGGGGUACAGCGUGGCUAAGGACUAUGGUUUAAUAUUUACUCGCUACAUGGAAAAGGGAAGCCUUCAUGAUAUUUUGCAUAGGAACAUUCCAUCACCAGCCUGGAAUGUUCGGCUUAAGAUAGCUCAUGGAAUUGCACAGGGACUAAAAUACCUGCAUUAUGAUUGCGAUCCGCCGAUAGUGCACCGAGACAUCAAACCACAGAAUAUACUCCUUGAUGCUGAGAUGGAGCCUCAUAUUUCAGAUUUUGGUACUGCCAACAUCAGGAACCUAGCUGAGGAUUCUUAUACUCAUUCUGAUUUCCCUUGGCAAAAGCUUUCAGCACGUAUAGCUGGUACUGCUGGCUAUAUGGCACCAGAGUGUGCAUAUGCAACAGAGCCAAGCAGAACUUUUGACGUAUAUAGCUAUGGAGUAGUGUUGCUUGAGCUAAUAACCAGAAAAAGAGUGUUAGUUGAUGGCAAUGAACAUAUAGUGAGUUGGGUUAGAUCUGUCUGGGAUGAUGAAACAAACAAAAUUGACAAGAUUGUUGAUUCAUACCUUGCAGCUUCAUUUCCCAAUUCAGCAGUGUUGGAAAAGCAAGUAACCGCGUUGCUUUCGUUGGCAUUGAGAUGCACAGAGAGAGAUCAACGCAAUCGACCAAUGAUGAUAGAAGUGGUCAACUUCUACAGAAAAAGCAUAUUCAAGUUGAGGUGUGAUCAUAUGGCUAAUGAUAAUAAUGAUGGUGCUGAAGUUGCUGUAGGUGUAGCACCACAACCACCAUUCAAUAAUGAACCAGAUAUCAGUACUAAUCCAGUUUCCAACACUCAGGGUCAGGGAGACUCCUAUGUGCAUGAAGAAAGUAAUGAACCACAAGAUGUCUAUGCUUUAGAUGAUUUGAGGCUUGUGUCUACACCUAAAAUUGGUGUUGAUGGACUCAUAAUUAAAGUAAUAGGCAAUGGUAAGUUACGUGUUGAACAAGUUGCAGUGAAAACUGGACCGGUUGUUCCUAAAGUGACCUACACUUGGCCUUAUUUGAAGUUCCUUCCAACUGUGACUGGACCAGUAGUUACAAUACCUUUCAACUGGUUUUUCCUCUCUUCUUGGGCUCAAUAUAUGUACCAAAAGAGUUCCUUGAAAUUACACCUCAAUUUCUUCUUUAUAGCACCUAUCAAGGACUCUUCUACUUGUUGUGUAAACCCUGAAGAAUAAAUAUUAGGUGGAUACUCCCACGAUGACAUCUUCACAUGAGAUAGCAUUGCAGACUAUUAGAUAAAUUGAUAUGUUUGACUAAUCAUCUAAGGGUUCACAAUGUCAUCUUCAUAUAAAGAUGUCAUCAUGUGAGUAUUUCCCUAAAUAUUAUGUAGCUUUUUAUUGUUGGAACAUGUAAAAAUAUACAGCUUUUAAAAUUACACCUCAAUUUCUCCCUUAUAUUUUGCUUGACAUAUAGGCUAUGCCAACUAGAGCAUUCUAGUGUGUAUUUUUCUCUAUGUUCACUUGGUGUGAUUGUCAUGGAUUUUGUGUUGGAACAUGCAAAGCUU